CAGAAACAGACGAACAAGUGGUGACGCACAACGAACGAGAGAAUAAGUCUGCUGCAGCUGUUUUAGAGGCAGAAAGAGGAGGAGAGAGGCUUCGGGGGGAGGGAGGAAAAAAAGAAGCCAACUCAUCUGACACAAACAGUGGGCCAAAGAAAGGGGAAGAGCAGAGCAGCGCUGUCCAGGACGAGUGGAAAAUCAACGUUGGAGAAGGUGAAGAGGACGAGACGGGGAGGGAAAAGACACAGAAGAGUCUUUACAAAGAGAAAAAAAAGCCUGAAGAAACACUAGAAGAAGUAAAAAGGGGUUGAAUCAAAGUAGCCCCAACUUUUCAGAGAACAGGAUGUCGACGCUGCCGUCAGAAAACAGCACUGAAGAUGUCAACAACCGCAGCUUCUGGAUGCCUGGGAACUAUCAGCGCACUGUGAAGCGAACAGAAGAUGCUUUCCAGGCCUGUAAUGACAUCGUGGCGUGUUUCCAAGAGAGAGCUCGCGUGGAGAGGCAGUACGCCCAGCAGCUCAGCGAGUGGAGCAACAAGUGGAAGCCAGUGGUGGACUCCAGUCCUCUGUAUGGAUCUCUUCUGAAGGCCUGGCAGUGCUUCCUGUCCUCAGCUGACCGGCUGGCCUCCCUACACGCCUCCAUCUGCCGCUCCCUGGUGUCGGAGGAUGGAGACCGGGUCAGGACCUGGCAGAAGGACACCUUCCACAAGAAGCUAUUUGGAGGCUUCAAGGAGUCCCAGGACAUCGACACAGGGUUCGCACGUGCUCAGAAGCCGUGGGCCAAGAGACUUAAAAAGCUGGAUAAAGCCAGAAGGGCGUACCAUAAGGUGAGCCGUAAGGAGCAGGCAGCCAGGGAGAGGGAGGCCCACGCUCAGGGAAACCCGGACGUCGCCAUCGACAAACAGAAGAAGAUCCAGGAGGAGAGAGAGGUGGCUCAGCAGGAGGCCGAGAAGGUUCGCGCCCGCUACGAGAAGGUCCUGGAGGAGGUGAACCGCUACGCUCCACGCUACAUGGAGGAAAUGGAGUCCAUCUUUGACCAAUCACAGGACGAGGAGCGCAAGAGGAUUGUGUUUCUCAAACAAGCCUUCCUCUCUAUCCACAAACACCUGGACAUUACCAACAAUGAGAGUGUGAGGGCCGUGUACAAUGAGCUCCACAACACGCUGAUGGCCAUCGAUGAGCAAGAGGACCUUCGCUGGUGGAAAAACACCCACGGGCCCGGCAUGCCCACUGAUUGGCCACACUUCCAGGAGUGGACACCUGAAAAGAAAACCAAAAAAGGAAAGAAAGAAGUGGAAAAGAAAGGAACAACAGAGAGGGGUGUUAUGAUUGGAGGAGUUAGAGUAAGAGCUUUGUAUGAUUAUGUUGGCCAGGAGACAGAUGAGCUGUCCUUUAAAGCAGGUGAGGAGUUUUUGAAGAUCGAGGAUGAGGAUGACCAGGGCUGGUGUCGGGGGAUGAAGGAUGGCGGGUGGGAGGGACUUUACCCAGCCAACUAUGUAGAGGUGGUGUAGUUGCAGCAUGCAGACUGAAUACAGAAGAUCUUGUUACAUCACGUACUCCAUUUUGCAGCCUGACUAAAUGUCUAAAUGUCAGAAACGUAAUACCAGUGCUGUAAAAAACAACACGGAGUAGCUGUUAGCCAAAGAUGACAGUAUGAUCACACUUUGGUGGCUAUUUUGGCAUACAGAUGUUUUUCUCAAACCACCCAGGUUUGUAAUCUCUUGAAGGAUUUUGAUAAAUGUUUUAAUAUAUACAGUAUGCAUAGACCACUUGUACUGAAGCCAUAUGAUAAACAAUGCUUUAACGUAAAGUACUAAAAACAACAAUAUGCUGGACUCUAAAGGUACACUAUAUAGUCAACCAUUUGGUGCUGAAAUUGCCGUAUAGAAUUGGUCAUUUCUUUGAGAUGUUGUUUUUUUGCACCUCAACACAUUGCUAUUAGAACUGUCACAAAGCCUCAAAACAUGAAGAAAGUGACGCUAAUACUGUGAUUAUAAUUAAUCCAAAGCUGCCGUACAAUUGGAGUCAGCUGGAUAGAUGUAUUUUGCUUCAUCGCCUGUAUUUCUCUUCUGUUUGUGUGAUUUAAAGGAACAGGCUGGAGUUAUGAGGAAUGCGGAUGUUUGCCGUCUUACUCUGAGUUUGAUGAAAAUUUGAUAUCAGUGUUAUCUCUGUGUAUUGAGCCCAGAGAGAAACUGCUAACAGAGCAGCAUCAACAAACAUCCCAGAGGCUCUAAUGCUGCCUUAAUUUGUAUUUUGUUUACUUAAAGUUGCCUCCAUCAAUAUUUUUCUAUUAACAAUUCAUCAAUUGACUAUGUAUGUGAAAGAAGUCGAUCAUAUAGUGGCAAACCCAGAGAAUGUUAUCUGAGGUUUCUCUCAUCUUGACAGAGAGUAUUACUGAAUAUUUCAGCUUUACUGUUCCGUUUAACUCCACUGCUCCCGGUGUCAGUAGCUAUUUUCAGUGAAAUGUUCUAGAAAUCCAGCAAAACCACCAGUCCAGCACCAAACUGCAAACAAACAAAAUUAGCAACUAGCAGGCAAACACUGUGGAGCAUUUAGCAUUGAAAUCUUCAAAUGUUCCAGCAGUAGUUAGUGUGGAUUAGAAGGAGAAGAACUUUUGGCCUAAGAACAAAAUACAAACUUCCACUUCCAUUUCCUCAAAUCAGUAAGUCUUGGUUUAACAUAUAGAAAUUGAACUUCUAAGGCAAGGAAUUUUGUUUGUAAAAAGGGUUUAGAAGAAGUUAUUUUUGUUCACCUGCACCUGUUUAGCUGACCUGAUGACUGCUCACGGCCUCUUGGAUGUUGUGUCUCUCGAUGUGGGUUGAUAAGUUUUGUUCAAACUCUGUGAAAACAAAAUUCAGGUGAUUCCUGGAUGCAAUUUUUCUUGUUAAAAAAACCAGAACAUCCUGCAGUCAUUAAACAGCACUAAUCAGCCACAACAUUAAAAACCAACUGGUGAAGUGAAUAGCAUUGAAUAUUCUGGCACCUGUCUAGGACUGGGAUAAAUUGUGCAGCAAGUGAACAACCAGUUCUUGAUGUUCGUGUGUUGGAAGACGGGAAAAGUGAUAAUCUGAGUGACUUUCACAAAUAUGAUACUAAAUGACUGGGUCAGAGCUUCUCCAAAAUGGCAGGUGUUGUGGAGUGUUCCUAGUAUGAAGUGGUUACUAAGAGCUGUCCAAGAAGGGACAACUGAUAAACUGACAGGGGGAGUCAAGGCUGCCUGUGUGGUCUGAUCCCACAGAAGAACUACUGCAACAAAAGCUGCUGAAAACUUAAUGAUAGAACGGUGGAAUAGACCAGGAGGCAGCAUAAUGUUAUGAGAUACUGCAAAAAUCAUUUAAGAAUGGUUUGAGAAACAUGACAGUGUUCAAGGUGUUGACUAGGCCUCUAAACUCCCCACAUUUCAAUCUGAUCGAGCAUCUGUGGGAUGUGAUAGAAAAAAAAAAACAUCCGAUCGAUGGUGGCACCAUCUCGCAACUUCAAGGACGUAAAGUAUUUGCUGCUGAUGUCUUGAUGCUUGAUACUACGGUACAGCUUCAGAAAUCUGUGGAGUCAAUGUCCCAGCAGGUCAGAGUUGUUUUAGUGGUACAAGGGGACCUACACAGUAUUAGUCAGGUGGUUUUAAUGUUGUGGCUGAUCCAAAGGGUGCAUAUUAAUGUACAAGUAGAUAUAAAAACACUUACUCUUCAUGCAAAACUCUAAGCUUGGAUGAAGAAUGAAAGAUUGCCUUCUGUUUUCAUUAUUGAGAGGCCAAUGUAUGAUCACAAUAAAGUGCUGACAAACAAUAAUGAGACUUGAUGAAAGCCGUACCGAUUCAAGUUGUGCUCUUUCACCUUCACUUCCACAUCCAACACAGAGUAUAACAUAUUGAGUAUAUUCUGUACUCCUGUAGCUUGUUUUCCAUUAUGUUUUAUAGAAAGUACAAACAGGAAUUUUUGGAACUGACACUUUGGAGCGAAACUAAAGAGGGUUGUCCAUUGAUUGCACGGUUGGUGGUUCAAUCAGUGGCACAUACUGAACCUCAGAAUUGGACCUAAUGUCUGGGCCAUUGCCGUACACGGAGACUCCGCCACCAUCAAGUGUAAAUGGGUGGCUGAAUGAGACACAAAUUGUAGAACCCUUUUUUCUGUUAGAAGGUAGAAUAUAAAAGAAAAGUCCAUUUAUAUUUUUUUCAGUGUUUGAUAAAGUACAGUUAGGUGAAGUUUUCCCCUCUUGCAGUCUUUUAAUCCAGGAUCUAUUGGCUACAAUGGGUCAAGAUAAUCUUAAAUUUGUAACUCGGUUCAUCUUUGGGAACGUGGGCCCAGGUCUGAACAUGUCCUAUGUGUAAUGUUGUCUCUGCACACAAUGUCUGGAGAUGAAACUGAUAUCACUUUUCUGUAUGAGAUGCUCUGUUUGAUGUUGAACAGACAUAUUUCUUAUCAUGUCACACUGUUCCUUCAAGAUAGGUGCUAUGGAACAAAUAGUUUCUCUGUCUGUCUGUAAUAUCCAACCAUCUGUUGCUAGACUGUUAUGUAUGAGACCUAUCGCUAAAAAGCGCCUUUACCAAAGUAAGGAAACUGCUUCCAGGUUUACCUUAUCUAUAGCCUCCUUCAGUAUCUCUGUAUGUGCUAGUUUUCUUCACUUGCCAUGUAAAAACUAUGAAUUUACAACCUCCAUGUCUUUUUGGAAAUAAAUUUUAAAAAUGUUACACAAACA
Molecule: messenger RNA, 4685 nt
Organism: Acanthochromis polyacanthus (spiny chromis)
Lineage: Eukaryota; Metazoa; Chordata; Actinopteri; Pomacentridae
Product: protein kinase C and casein kinase substrate in neurons protein 3
Exons: 10
Coding region: 338-1504 (388 amino acids)
Biological process (GO): plasma membrane tubulation; regulation of endocytosis; cytoskeleton organization
Cellular component (GO): cytoplasm; endosome; plasma membrane
Molecular function (GO): phospholipid binding; protein binding
Source: RefSeq, a predicted model, not a curated record